Arxiozyma heterogenica is the source of this 999-nucleotide messenger RNA. It is a transcript of the gene CDC10, whose product is annotated as septin CDC10. The transcript has a single exon. Gene Ontology annotation, molecular function: molecular adaptor activity; GTPase activity; GTP binding. Bases 1 to 999 code for a protein of 332 amino acids. Gene Ontology annotation, cellular component: cell division site; septin complex; septin ring. The record is from RefSeq and is a predicted model, not a curated record. Gene Ontology annotation, biological process: intracellular protein localization; cytoskeleton-dependent cytokinesis. Lineage: Eukaryota; Fungi; Ascomycota; Saccharomycetes; Saccharomycetales; Saccharomycetaceae.
AUGGAAACCCUUCCUUCUAAUCCAAUGUUAAGUCAAAAUAACAACAGUAUGGAUAAUUCAGAUAUGAUUCACCCCAGAUCCUAUGUUGGAUUUGAUACUAUCACAAAUCAAAUUGAGCGUAGAUUACUACAACGAGGUUUCCAGUUUAACAUUAUGACAGUUGGUGAAUCAGGGUUAGGUAAAACUACUUUUUUAAAUACAUUAUUUGCAUCCCAUUUACUAGAUCCAAUUACUGGUGAAGCUAUUUAUGAUUCAAUGGAGAAGACUACUGAAAUUACUGUCUCACAACAUACAUUGAUCGAAGAUCAAGUUCGUUUGAAUGUCAAUUUGAUUGACACGCCUGGGUUUGGUGAUCAUAUUGAUAAUGAUCGUUGUUGGGAACCAAUUGUAAAAUAUAUCAAAGAACAACAUUCUCAAUACUUAAGAAAGGAAUUAACUGCACAAAGAGAGAGACAUAUUCUUGAUACAAGAGUCCAUGCUGUGCUUUAUUUUUUGAAUCCAUCAAAUAUUAAAAGAGGAUUAACCCCAUUGGACAUAAUAACAUUGAAAAAAUUAUGUGAUAUUGUUAACGUUAUACCAGUAAUUGGUAAAUCUGACAUGUUAACUUUAGACGAAAGAUUAAAUUUUAGAGAACUUAUUAAACAACAACUAGCAAUCAAUGAUAUCAGAAUUUAUCCAUAUGAUGAUUUGCCAGAUACUACUGAGGAAGAUCUAGCUUUGAAUAAUUCAAUUAAGUCAAUUAUUCCUUUUGCUGUGAUCGGUGCAGAGAAAGAAGUUGAAAUCAAUGGUGAAUUAGUUAGAGGUAGAAAAAACCGUUGGGGUAUGAUCAAUAUAGAAGAUAUGAAUCAGUGUGAAUUUGUAUAUCUAAGAGAAUUUUUAAUUAGAACCCAUUUACAAGAUUUGAUUGAAGCCACUGCAUUCAUUCAUUAUGAAAAGUUUAGAUCAAGACAAUUAAUUGCUUUGAAAGAAAAUGCAAGCAACGCAGCUCAUCGUCAAUAA